Messenger RNA from Tyto alba (common barn owl), 2221 nucleotides. It is a transcript of the gene RBM43, whose product is annotated as RNA binding motif protein 43. Bases 170 to 1207 code for a protein of 345 amino acids. The record is from RefSeq and is a predicted model, not a curated record. The transcript is spliced from 4 exons. Gene Ontology annotation, molecular function: RNA binding. Lineage: Eukaryota; Metazoa; Chordata; Aves; Strigiformes; Tytonidae.
GGAGGCGGAGAACUCGGGCAGCCGGAACGCUGGGCCCGCCGUUUCGCUUUCCGUUUCCAGGCCGGGGUGGGCCGAGCUUUCCCGCUGCCUCAGGGACGGCGGCGGGGCGGCAGCCGCUCCCCACAGCCGCGGCCGCCGGCGGGAGCCCCACCUCGGCGGAGCGGCGGCCAUGGCAACAGGACGAGCUGCUAAAUCUGCAAGGACAGUUGUCAUCGCUGGUGUUCCAGAUGGCCUUCUGCACAAUGAUGUCAUGACUGACAUCCUGAUGAUUCAUUUCCAAAUGUCAAAGAACAAUGGUGGAGAUGUGGAAGAAGUAGUGUAUCCAACAACGAGAAAAGGAGUUGCAUAUGUAACUUUUGAAGAUCAAGAAGUUGUAGAGAGUGUUCUAAAGAAGGAUGAACAUCGACUAGAAGACAAGAGGCUGUCCAGAUGCUACCCAUUGAAAGUAACCCGUUACUGUGAAAACGUGUUCAGCUCUGUCACAUCUGUCCUCAACAUGUCUAUUUUCAAAGAUCAGUUUGUUUUGGAAGAUCUGAUACAAGAACUUAAAAAGAAGAGCACAGCUUUGAGCUUUGGUCCUUUGCAAUCCAAUGGGCACAUUUCUGUUCAGGGGUCAUUUCCAGCAAUCAAAUCGCUAAGAGACUUUCUCUUACUAAAAGCAAAAUCCCUUUCAGAGAAUGACAAAAAAGAAGAGAGUAAGUCCUGUCAGAGAUCAAGGAGGAGGCUACAGCAGCACAGACUUGCCACGGAGCCAAGUAAUUCUGUUCAUGGUGCAGAUGGGAAAAAACAAACGGUUGUUCUUGACACAGAUAUAUAUCACUACAUGAAGUACUUUUUUCCCAGGGCAUUCUCAGUAAAUGAUGUUGUAAUUUCUGGUAUCACUGAUGGGGAUAUAACUACGGUAUAUAUUGAGAAUGCUGGAAGUAGGUCUGAUGCUGGACAGGUGUUAAGAGUCAAAGAGAAAAUUGAAACUCAGUCUACUAAACUCCAUAACAUUUUACGUAAAGAAAGGAUCCACUUUAAGGUACGCACCAGAGAUGAAAAGCAGAGAUACAGAUUGGCCUGUGAAAGUCUAAAGCCCCAUUACCCUCACGUUUUGAUCAUUCCUUAUGACACUCACAUUGAUGUUAUAGGAAAUUCCUAUGACAUUUUUGAUUUUACAAAGGAAGUGAGCAGUAAGAUUCAGAGCCUGUUUCAAACCAGGUAAAAAGUCAGUGCUCACGUCGUUUAAGCGUUGUUCUUCCCAUACAGACUGUACUGGUGCAACCUGUGCACCUCUGUGUCACUGCAGAGCUGUCACGGUUCUCCCACUCACAGACUGGGAAGUCGGCACGUGAGGGUGAGCAAGCCUAUUCCCCCCCCCGCCACAUACCAAAUUAAAUUCAGAACAGGAAACAAAUGAUCUCUGUAUCUCUAGUGAGCUCAGAAACCGAAGAGGUUAGGCUUCCUCUGUCCAGAUACAGCCUCCUUUUUUUCUUUUGUUAGCUGCAUUUCGGGAGCAUGUGUGCUCAUUCUGUCUUGCCGUCAGGGACCAUAUGAUGAGAAAAUUGUUUUGAAGAGAUCUCAUUAGCAUAAGAAGUCAGACUGACAAAGCUGGGCGAGCCAACCUGAUAUGACAUACUGCGUUGAAGUUGAGUUUUGUUUCUUUGUGCAAGGAGGUGACCACUGAAAGCAGGAAUGGUGGCUUGUUUCUGUUGCCUUUAUCUGCAGAAGGAAGUUUUUGUCAUGGAGGUACAUGAAGAAAAUAGAGCUUUGACACGUGAGGGGAUAGAACGCUUAUUAAAUUUACAGGCUUGUCGUGUCCUGAGAAAGACCUUAGAAGAUGGCAUUGGAAGUUCCUGACAGUAGAAAAUAAGUGAGUUUGUUUUCAUAGGAGCAGUAACGGGCUUUUUUCCAGCUGUAACGGCAUCUGCAGCAUCCCUUGACAGCGUGUUAUUUAGACAUGAAAGUAUAUCCAAAGUUUUGAUGGGAAAAUCCUGGGACAUUCAGACUUUUGAAUCAGAUUCUGUUCAUGCAAAUCUGCUGCUGUAUCUGCUACAAGGGUCCAAAUGCCCAUCCUAAUUUAGGCUUUUUAUAAAACUAAUUUAGAAAAUAACUGUUAUUUUGUGAUACCAGUGUGUUCAGAAUACUUUGUCAAAACAUACAGAACACCAGCUCUUUUGUCUUAUGCGCCGGAAAAGUUUUGAGUUUUUAUGCCAUUAAAGCAAUUAGUUAUGCAAAA